This is a messenger RNA of Hemiscyllium ocellatum (epaulette shark), 1494 nucleotides long. It is a transcript of the gene tmem184ba, whose product is annotated as transmembrane protein 184ba. The transcript has 9 exons. Lineage: Eukaryota; Metazoa; Chordata; Chondrichthyes; Orectolobiformes; Hemiscylliidae. Gene Ontology annotation, molecular function: transporter activity. The record is from RefSeq and is a predicted model, not a curated record. Gene Ontology annotation, biological process: transport. Bases 238 to 1488 code for a protein of 416 amino acids.
UAGUCUCUCUCUCUCUGUUUGUGUGGGGAGAGGGGGCAAGUGCAAUCCUGGUGAAUGCACCAACCUUCCUAUCUUCCCCCUCCCCUCCCAUACCCUCCUUCUUUCCCCUUCUCUCUCACCCCAUCCUAAAAAUUGAUGCCUCAGUUCUGUCUGAGAACUGAUUCCCCUCUCUCUCACACACACAGCCUCACUCAGUGCACUCGUCCAGUCGCCUCUCACUAGCACAGCCAUGCAAAGAUGAGCAGUAGGCCGAGCAACACCUCCGGGAGCGUCAGCAUGGUCUCCGCGGCGAUGUCGGCCCCAGAACCGGCCCCCAGCAGCACGGCGGCGGAUCCCAGCGUCUCGUGGUUGCCGGACACCCCAACGGCGCUGGAGCAGCCGAUAUUCCUGAUGACCACAGCGGCACAGGGCAUCUCGGGGUUCUUUGUGUGGACGGCUCUCCUAAUCACGUGCCACCAGAUCUACAUGCAUCUGCGAUGUUACAGCACCCCGAAUGAGCAGCGCUACAUCGUCCGAAUCCUCUUCAUCGUCCCCAUCUAUGCUUUUGACUCGUGGUUGAGCCUCCUCUUCUUCACCAAUGACCAGUACUAUGUGUAUUUUGAUACAGUACGAGACUGCUAUGAAGCCUUCGUGAUCUACAAUUUCCUCAGCCUCUGUUAUGAGUACCUGGGAGGAGAGAGUGCCAUAAUGUCGGAGAUUCGAGGCAAACCCAUCGAGUCCAGCUGUAUGUACGGUACUUGCUGUCUCUGGGGGAAGACAUACUCCAUUGGAUUUCUACGCUUCUGUAAACAGGCCACCCUGCAGUUCUGUGUGGUGAAACCGCUGAUGGCCAUUAUUACCGUCAUCCUCCAGGCUUUUGGGAAGUACAAGGACGGAGACUUCAACGUCGCCAGCGGCUACCUCUAUGUCACUAUUGUGUAUAAUAUCUCGGUCAGCCUCGCUCUCUACGCUCUCUUCCUGUUCUACUUUGCCACACGGGAACUCCUCAGUCCCUACAGCCCGGUGCUCAAGUUCUUCAUGGUGAAGUCGGUCAUCUUCCUGUCCUUUUGGCAAGGGAUGCUGCUGGCCAUUCUGGAGAAGUGUGGGGCCAUUCCCAAAAUCGACUCGCCAGAGAUCUACGUGGGUGAAGGCACCGUCGCUGCGGGAUACCAGAACUUCAUCAUUUGCGUCGAGAUGUUCUUUGCGGCCAUUGCACUGCGCUAUGCGUUCACAUACAAAGUUUAUGCGGACAAGCGAGUUGACUCACAAGGUCGCUGUGCCCCCAUGAAGAGCAUCUCGAGCAGCCUGAAGGAGACCAUGAACCCCCACGACAUUGUCCAGGACGCCAUCCACAACUUCUCGCCGGCCUACCAGCAGUACACGCAGCAGUCGACACUGGAGCACGGCACCCCCUGGCGCAACGGGCAUGCCGCCUCUCGGACCCACAGCAUCGCUAGCGUCCGCGACACAGAGAAGACCCUCCUGCUGAGCUCAGACGACGAGUUCUGAGCCCGU